AUGGGUAAGAAGAAAGACCGUAGAAAAGGAGAGGCCAUAGGCGCUGAGGACAACGAAAUCGACGAUAAUAAAGACGACGUUGUUGGUGGUACUGACGUAAAAAGUAAGUCCAAGUCAAAAAAACGAUCAAAUAAACUAGAUAUGCUGAAACAGGCCAUAGAAGAGGGGGAUUCUGAUGGUGAUGAUAAUAAAGAAGCUCCGGUGGAUGAAGCAAAGCAGGAAGAAGGGAAAAAAGGAAAGAAGGGCAGGAAUAGGAAAGCCGAAGGAAAAAAUUCCGCGGAAAAAGGAACAGCAGAUUCGCAAAUGGAGAGCAAGGACAACGAAGACGAAAUGGAUGAUUUAACCGAUGAUUUCAGUAAAACUCGGUUUGACCAUAGUUCAGAAAGUGAAACAGAAAAAGAUAAGGGCGAAGAAGACGAAAAAGGUUUAUAG
Messenger RNA from Rhopilema esculentum, 432 nucleotides. The record is from RefSeq and is a predicted model, not a curated record. NCBI's taxonomy places the organism in Eukaryota, Metazoa, Cnidaria, Scyphozoa, Rhizostomeae, Rhizostomatidae.